Molecule: messenger RNA, 2946 nt
Organism: Suricata suricatta (meerkat)
Lineage: Eukaryota; Metazoa; Chordata; Mammalia; Carnivora; Herpestidae
Gene: GEN1
Product: GEN1 Holliday junction 5' flap endonuclease
Exons: 13
Coding region: 1-2703 (900 amino acids)
Molecular function (GO): four-way junction DNA binding; 5'-flap endonuclease activity
Source: RefSeq, a predicted model, not a curated record
AUGGGAGUGAAUGACUUGUGGCAAAUUUUGGAGCCUGUUAAACAACCCAUCCACUUGCAUAAUCUUUGUGGGAAAACCAUUGCAGUUGAUCUGAGUCUCUGGGUAUGUGAAGCCCAGACAGUCAAAAAAAUGAUUGGAGCAGUCAUGAAGCCCCACCUCAGGAACUUGUUUUUUCGUAUCUCAUAUUUAAUGCUAAUGGAUGUAAAACUGGUGUUCGUUAUGGAAGGGGAACCACCAAAGCUGAAAGCCGAUGUCAUAAGCAGGAGGAAUCAGAUUCGGUAUGGGCCUUCUGGAAAAACAUGGUCUCAGAAAACAGGGAGAUCACAUUUUAAAUCAGUCUUAAAAGAGUGCCUUGAUAUGCUGGAAUGCUUAGGAAUUCCCUGGGUCCAAGCGGCUGGGGAAGCGGAGGCCAUGUGUGCUUAUCUCAAUGCCAGCGGCUAUGUGGACGGCUGCCUCACCAACGACGGGGACGCUUUCCUGUAUGGAGCCCAGACCGUUUACAGGAAUUUCACCAUGAAUACCAAGGACCCACAUGUUGAUUGUUACACAAUGCCAUCGAUCAAGAGUGAACUGGGUUUGGAUAGAGAGGCUCUGGUUGGACUGGCAGUACUACUUGGCUGUGAUUAUCUUCCCAAGGGAGUCCCUGGCGUCGGAAAAGAGCAAGCAUUAAAACUUAUACAGAGCUUGAAAGGGCAAAGUUUACUUCAAAGGUUUACUCAGUGGAAUGAAAAAUCUUCUUGCUCUGAUCCACAACCACUAGUUAUUAAAAAACUGGCCCAUUGUUCUGUGUGUUCCCAUCCAGGUUCACCUAAGGAUCACGUACGUAAUGGCUGCGAACUGUGUAAAACGGAUCGAUAUUGUGAACCACAAGAUUAUGAAUACUGCUGUCCUUGUGAGUGGCACCGUGGAGAGCGUGAUAGACAACUAAGUGCAGUUGAGAACAGCAUUAAAAAAAAAGCUUGCAGUUGUGAAGGAUUCCCAUUCCAUGAGGUUAUUCAAGAAUUCCUUUUGAACAAGGAUAAAUUGGUGAAGGUUAUCAGAUACCAAAGACCUGAUUUACUAUUGUUUCAGAGAUUUACUCUUGAAAAAAUGGAGUGGCCCAAUCAUUAUGCAUGUGAGAAAUUGUUAGUGCUUUUGACCCACUAUGACAUGAAAGAAAGAAAGCUUGGUAGAAGAAAUUCUAAUCAACUACAGCCAAUUCGAAUUGUUAAAACCCGAAUCAGAAAUGGAAUUCGUUGCUUUGAAAUAGAAUGGGAAAAGCCUGAACAUUACACUAUGGAAGAUAAACAUGGAGAAUUGGUUCUAAAAACAGUAGAAGAAUUAUCGUUGUUUGAAGCAGCUUAUCCUGAGAUUGUUGCUGUUUACCAAAAUCAAAACUUGGAAAUGAAAGGGAAGAAACAAAAAAGCUUGAAAACUAAGCAUAAAGAAAACAAUUGGCCAAAAUCAGAUAAUAUGAGUUUCCAGUCACAGAUGACUUUAAAUCCCACAUAUGACAUCUUUUCUAAGCAGAAUUCCAAGUUAAAUUUGGAAGUUACCCCUCAUUGUGCAUUAUCGCAGAAAUCUAUUUCUGCAUCAUUGAAUAGCUUGCUCUUACCUGAAGCUACCCCUUGUUUGAAUACACAAGAACAUUUAAUAUCUUCUCCAAGACCUUUGGCCAUGCAGCAAAUUACAACUGUCAGUAAGUCUCUAGUUCCAGAAUCUAGUCAACCUAGUACCUCAUCGGCGAUUGCUGAUCUACACUUAAGCACCAUUGACUGGGAAGGUACUUCUUUUAGUAAUUCUCCAGCUAUUCCAAGGAACACUUCCUCUCAUGAUUUAAAAUCAGAACUUGAAACAGCCAUCCCUGAAAAUUUUAAAAACAUCUCAGAACAAUUGUCAUAUGCAUCAGAAUGGUAUACCACAAACAUUAAGAAAGUGUUGGAUCGAGAUCUGCAAAAGACUGAUCCUGAAGAAUGUCUGCUUUCUGGUAUUACUGAUUUACAUCUCCAGGAUUUGCCUUUAAAGGAACGAAUACGUAUAAAAUCAUCAUAUCCUCAGGAUAAUGCACAACCAAAUGUCAACCUGAAAACUUUGUCCCUUGUUACCAUAAAAGAUUCCUGUGUUGCUAACGAUGGUUCUGAUUGUCCAUCACAUCUUUCAAAAGAUCUUCUAGGAAAUCAUUUGCAAAAUGAGUCUAGAAAAUCUCAAGUUCUAAAAGGAGACCAGCUAUUUCAAGACAGCUAUAAAAUGAAUACUUAUAUACCUUAUUCUGUCAAUAAACCAAUAAUAGUAAAGACCUCCAGCAUUGGUCCACCAAAUACUGCUUUAGAUUAUAAUAGAAAAGCUGAUGUGCAAACCACUCAGAAAAGUGUGAGGACGAAGAGUGUUUGCCUGGACAGACUUUCCUCUGAUGAAGAAAGUGUCCCAGUGAUUGGGAAAGCUAAAUACACACCUCAAAAAGUGAAGCCUGCUUCUCAGAAGCAUUACCCAGCCCCGUUCAAGAAAGCUGAUGCCAAGAAGUUGCAUAACCCUAAAAUACAUAGUAAAGAAACUGAGCAGUGUGCCCAGGCAUAUGAAACAGCUGGAAAUGAAGAAGUCGAUUUCCCAGCUAAAGGUUCUCUUAGUUUUCUACAGCAUUCUGAGGACAAAGGCGACUGUGGUACUUGUUUGGAUAGCCCUCUUCCUUUAUGUCAAAGAUUAAAACUAAGGUUCCAAAACUCUUGAAAUGAAAUUAAAAAUAUUUAAGUAUAACUUAGUAUCUUAGUACCAUAAGCACUAGCAGAGGCAGAGACAGAAUCUCUACAUUUGGCAUAAAAAUGUAAUGCAGUUCUGUAUGUCAUAAGACACUUUUCAUUUUAGUUAAAAUUGUAAUAAAAAGCAUUACCUAAAACUUUGGUUUUAAAAGAUGAUCCUUGUGGUAAAGACUUUAGAUAAUGUAUAUUUCUAAAACAUACUUCUGCCAUUCUU